Messenger RNA from Oncorhynchus keta (chum salmon), 7267 nucleotides. RefSeq lists its product as uncharacterized. NCBI's taxonomy places the organism in Eukaryota, Metazoa, Chordata, Actinopteri, Salmoniformes, Salmonidae. The record is from RefSeq and is a predicted model, not a curated record. Bases 187 to 2289 code for a protein of 700 amino acids. The transcript has 11 exons.
CAGCCCCAGUCGUCAAGUGCUGCUCUUGGGGGGCGAGGUUGAGAGGGAGGGUGACGCCAAGAACGGAGAGAAAUACAUGCAUCAAUAGGCUAGGCAACAUAUUUCUCCUCCUGCAAACACGUUAUAACGUUGCCUACUCUGUCAAUACGGAGGAGAUAGUGUGAAUUUAAAGAGCCAGGAGAUCUGAUGAAGAUGAAGACAGUCAGUGUGGUGGUGCUGAGCUUGCUGCUCUGCUCAGCUCUGUCGGCCCCUUUGAAAGGUAAAGAAGACUCCCAGAAGACCAUGUUCUUUGGGGAGGACUUCCAUCUGCAGCUGCCCUCCCUGGCUGCAGAGGUUUUGUUCCAGCCCAGUAGUGCCAAGGCGGGGGUUGAGGUGGUCCUGAUGCGGGGUGGGUCCGUGGUUGGUAACCGUGCCAAGCUCAACAGUCAGCUCAGUCACCUGAUCCUAGCGAACGUGGGCGAGGGGGACGAGGGGACAUACUCGGUGAAGAACAACGAACAGCCGGAAGAGGUCCGACGCAUCACACUCAUCGUCAGAGACUGUUCCAAUGAGCAGAACAUUAAGUAUGGGGAGAACUACCACAUCCAGCUGGUGGGGGUGGAGGCUCCCAUCACCCUGGAGUAUAGGCCCAGUGCUGUGGAGGCCAACCUGACCUCCAGGCCGCCCCUGGUGCUGAUGACCCGAGGAGGGCUCUCCAGAGACGGGUACCAGGGGCGCCUGAGUGUCAACGAGCACCGGGUCACCCUCAACGCCGUGACAGGCGCCGAUGAGGGAAGCUACACCGUCAGAGACACGAACCUGAAGAUCAUGAGGAAGGUCUGCCUAAAUGUCAAAGAACACCAGAUCUUUGUGAAGCUGCCGUACGCUGGCACCCUGAAGAUCAACCUGAUUCUGAAUGCCUCCAUGGUGCGUCUGUUCUACACGCCCGACUACGACUUAAAAACCAGACAGAUCCUGGACGGGGGAGAGUUAAAGGUGCCAGCAGACCUGGAUCUGGUGGGGAGGAUCUCUCUGGAUCCAUCUGUGGUCAUCCUGGACCAGGUCAAGGCCAGCGACGUCGGACAGUUCAAGGUCACGGACAUACUGGGGUUUCCUGUGUCCAACGUCUACCUGGAAGUGGAGGCCUACAAGCUGCCGUCCCUCUACGUGGCAAUCAUAGCACUGGUGGGCUUCCUGGUCCUCCUGCUGUUGGUGUGUCUGCUGUCCUGCCUGGUCAAGCAGAAGAAGAGGGCAGCCAAGGCCCGAGCCAUCGAGAAGAUUGCCCAAAAUGCAGGCAAGGAGGACGAGGGAGAUGCCUUCAGACAGGUGGUGAAGAACAUUACUCAGUUUGAGGAGUCUAUAGCCCAGUCCAUCGACAUCACAGAGAAGUCUCAGAGCACUGAGGUGGACAUUAAAGGUCUCGAGGUGUCAUCCAAGGAGGUGGCAUGUGGUAACCUGGAGACCAGUGACUCAGGGGUGGAGUUUAACACCACUGGCCUCCCAUUGGACACUGACACUGACGUCCCCGACCAGAUUCCAGAAUCAGAGGCUGAGACUGAGAGUGUUGCCUUCGUCCCAGAAACCAAGCCAAGCCCACCCCCGGUUACCAAACCUAGCCCGGUUACCAAAAUCAACAAAAUCCCUGAACCAGCUCCUGAACCAAAGUUGACCAUAACCAAACCUGUUGAGACCAAACUCAGCCCAAUACCAAGCCCGGUCUCCAAGCAGGCUCCAAGCCCCAUUGCCAAAACACCUGAACCAGCCAAAACUCCUGAACCGAAAAUACCUGAAUUGAAAACACCUGAACCAACCAAAACUCCUGAUUUGAAAACUCCUGAUCCGAAAACACCUGAAUUGAAAACACCUGAACCAGCCAAAACACCUAUUGCUGUGUCUCCAAGCCCGGUGUCCCCUAAGCCAACACCACCCCUGACCCCUGUCUCCAAACCAACUGCACCCCAACCAUCAACCCCCGAACCCGCCAAGCUGGUGACACCAGCCCCCGAACUCCCCAAGCCGGUGACACCAACCCCGGAAUCCCAAAAGCCUGUGACACCAAUCCAGACUCCGAUCCCAACCCCAAUGCUGAGCCCUGAACCUGCUCCGACCACCAAUGGCACACCCGAACCACCAGCACCUGAAUCCAAACCUAACACUGCUCUGGCCCCAGUGGGUCUGAUCGAAAGUCCUGUCGCCAAGGCAACCCCACCUAAAACCCCUGAGGUGGAGGUGACCGCCCCAAGUGGUCCAGCCCUUGAGGCCAAAAUGGACGCCCCAGCUGAGGAAAACAACGCCACCACCGCAACCUGAGAACAGUCCCUGCACUCCUCCAAGGGAAACCCCACAGAUCCAUUAUCCUAUUCUCCUCCACCACUGUAGACAGACAAUCGAACACCCCCCUUACCAAAUAAGGAAGAAAUCACUGCUACUAUCGAGGCUGGGACUUAGAUUUAACACUUCUAAUGCUCAAACAUGCUGUAGGUUGUUAUGAUAGCUAACUCACCUGUACCUAACACUAACAUUAUCUUUGAGAUACUUUUUUCAAUUCACAGAUACUAUUCACAAGAUAGGAAAUAUAAGCAAGCGAGUCCAUUUUGUCAGACGUUUUAGCUGUUGUUGUUUCUUAUUGAACUUUCUAUGCUGCAUACUCUUUUUUAGUGUGUAAAAUAGAGCAUGACUGCCGGUCUGCCAACAAAAUCAGUUGCAGAGUUUACAAGUAAAAUGUUAAACCGAGCUACUUUAGAUGUGUUUUAUUUUGAGGUGUGCAGAAUGGUUCCACACCCUUUUACAAAGAUAUAGGAACAUUAGAAUGGCAAGUGAACAUGACUCAAUCUAGUUCAACUACAUCUAUGACCACCUACUCCAUUUGUGGAAUGAUAAAACCUUUGAUGACGCCUGCUCUAAUCUCAGCAUGUGAAAAAACAGACCAAAACGAAAGCACGAACAGCUCGUAAAUUUGCAACUGACAUUUUUUAAAUCUCAUAUGAUGAAACCAAUGACAUGAUUUAUCCCCCCCAAGGACUUAUAAAAGUGACUAUGACAUAACGUUCUCGUCAAACUGGAUGAAUUAGAAUCAACGUUCUAUCAAACUGGACUGGAUUCCUUCUCCUUGUGACAUUCUCUAUACGUUUUCCUGAAACCUGGGAUUCCGAGAAUCUGGAAUUUUCCUGCUGGUCCUCUGCCGUCCUAUAGAAACAUCUAGAAAGCUUGAAUGAUGAAACAUCCUGAUACAAAGGAGCAUGGCAUUAUCCCAGCAACACUAAUACCUGAAUGCUGAACUCUAACAUCAAUACCUUCUGCUAAACUAAGUCUAACUUUUGUUUAAAAUGGAUGUCUCAUGUGAUUGUGCUCCCAACUACUUGAGAGGCUGUAUUGGUUAUAAAGUGUUGGCCAACUCUGACUGUCCCAGUGGAUCUCUAGAAUCAGAUUAAUCGAAGAGAAAGAGCUUGUUUUGAUCCUUGACCUCACCCCAGGACCUGAAGACCCCAAGGACACACCUCAGCACUUUAAGCAAUCCCCAGUGAAUCUUGGGAAAUGUAGUGCUGAUUGUUAUUCUGCUGACUACAACUAUGAGAGUGGGAGAGGGAGAGGAGGAAGGGUCUGGUGAGUGAUGUCAUUGGCUUAGUCCUAACAUUUAAAAAAGGAAUCCUCCCUCUAUGUUCACUUCUGUCCUUCCUUCUGUCCUUCCUUCCUUCUGUACUCCCUCUUUUCCUUCCUCUCUUGCUUGCAGCAGGUGGUGAAGUACAGUAUUACGGCAUGGUUUCACCUGGCCGAUAGAUGUAGUUUUACUCUAGGUCCUGCCCUCUUGACUUCUCAUUUAUAGAUGGGUCAGCCUUUAUACCCCAUGAUGACUUACAAAAGUACAGUAUGAAAGUAUAGUCUUCCCUGAGAUAAUAGAACAGACCCAUGUCAGACUAUUCCUUGCCUACACACAUCUACAUGCAUUACAGUCGUCUAUGAACUACAUACUGGAAGCCUUGAGCCAACUGUAGAUGUGUUCCAUGGCUCUGAUGCCUGGUAUGGUGAUCUCACAGUACAGUAGACAUGUAGUUCUGGUUAUUUGCUCCAGCCUAAAACAGACACUUCACAAAUUAACCCACUAGCAUCCAUCCACAGCACUGGAUAUGAUGUCAAGGCAUGGGUUGAUGUGUUCUAAUAGCCUACCCUAUUGCCAUUGGUCUCUCUGACUGCCCUAAAAAGGCCCUGCGAGAACUUCACUAACUAUUAACUCACUGUACCACCAUCUCCAGGACUGUGCCAUGACGCCAUCUGUCUUUAGUUGCUUGAAGCUAUGUUGCUCUAGCCUAGAUUUACAGUGCAAUAAGACUUCGCUGGUGGUUAAAACUCCUGUAGCCGCUAUGUGUUACAAGAGGAGGUGUGCAGAUACAUUUUGCUUAACAAAAGACAUCUCUACCUCAGUGUUUUAACUGACCGUCGUGACAGACACCAUGAAUGGUACAUUGAGUUCAGUGGACUACAUCUAAAAGCAUUUAGGAUAUUUAAGAGAAGCACAAAUAGGAGCCGUUUUAAGUUAACCAACACAUCAAUCAGUUGUUGGAACACAUAGAAAGUACAUUCAACUUCAAACGAUGGCCUUUCUCUUUCUAAACACUUCCAUAAUUCUAAGACAUUUUUUAAUGCUAAAAUGAAUAUGAGAAUAAAAUGAAAGUUAAAAGCCAUAUGGUAAAAUAGUGAUAUAGAUGUUAUGAUUAGUACAGUAUAUAAAUCAUGAUGAAUACAGUAUGAAUACUUUAGUGUUUGAGGUGCCUAAAUUCUUUGCUAUAUUGUCAAUCAACUGAUGUAAGUGAUAAAAGGUCAAUGAUUAUGUAAAAUUAUACCACUGAAGAGAUUUGGCCCUACUCUCAAUCACGAUCUCAAUCUCGAUCUCAAUCUCGAUCUCGAUUGCAUUGCUCGUCAAGCUCUGUUGUGUGGAGACAUAACACCCAUUUAGGCAAUACUAAAAGCAGUGUUUAGCUGUUUCUGCACACACACACACACACACAAACAAACACAAACACACACACACACACAAACACUCCCUUCUGACGCUGCUGACGAGGUUCAGCAUUGUAAAUAUUGCAUGUGUAAGGUUUUAAAAGUCUCCUCUCAAAGGUUGAAUGUGUUUAGUGUAUAGAAUGGCCGUUGUAUUAUUCUUGAUGAUAUAAAAAAGCUAAUCUAAUUUCUCACCUGUGCAAAGCCUACAUGCUGAUUAUUGAAUAUACUGUACACACACACACUAAUCUUCACUAACUUAUAAAAUACUAACUUGAACAACGGAAAAUGGUAAACACAACUAAAUAAGUGGAUAUUUUUCCGCAUCACAGAUCUUCGAAUAGAUCUUUAAGAUAUUUUGAUUGGAUUAACUUUUAUUAGUACUAUUUCAACCCUAUGAUGAUAACACUCACAGUAUAACACCCUUACAUAACUUAUAUAUAUAUAUAUAUUAAAAAAUACAGAAUGAUCUAUGUCACUUUAAAGAUAAAGACGUUUAUUGCAGCAUGUCCACAUGAUCUCCUCAAAGACAGUAUUAUUAUUAUUCAUAUUUUUCUGCUUUUAUAAAAGCUGUCUGUGUGUGUGUGUGUGUGUGUGUGUGUGUGUGUGUGUGUGUGUGUGUGUGUGUGUGUGUGUGUGUGUGUGUGUGUGUGUGUGUGUGUGUGUGUGUGUGUGUGUGGAGGAUUGAUCAGUCAUACUGUUAUCUUCAUCCUAACGUGUGUGUGUGUGUGUGUGUGUGUGUGUGUGUGUGUGUGUGUGUGUGUGUGUGUGUGUGUGUGUGUGUGUGUGUGUGUGUGUGUGUGUGUGUGUGUGUGUGUGUGUGUGUGGUGUGUGGAGGAUUGAUCAGUCAUAGUGCUAUCUUCAUCCUAACGUGUGUGUGUGUGUGUGUGUGUGUGUGUGUGUGUGUGUGUGUGUGUGUGUGUGUGUGUGUGUGUGUGUGUGUGUGUGUGUGUGUGUGUGUGUGUGUGUGUGUGUGUGUGUGUGUGUGUGAUCGUACCUGAGUGAGUGUGUUGUGCGCGUGUGAUCGUACCUGAGUGAGUGUGUUGUGCGUGUGUGAUCGUACCUGAGUGAGUGUGUUGUGCGUGCUCGUGUUUUGUGCGUGUGACACAUCAUUUUGUAUCUGUGUCUAGGUAUAAGCCUCUGGCCUAUGUGUGUGCAAUGAGAAAAGAAAAUCACAAUUUGAGCUGUAUGUCGACGACACAUCCAUGCUUAGAAAUGAUUGUCCUCAAUGAUCUGCUUAUCAUCUAACAUUUGUUUAUAAAACUCUCUGUGUUUGUCCAGACUCAGUAUGUGGUUAACAUCACACAAACCUGCACCUCUGAGGUGCUCUACACAGAAUGACUCUCAUCUUUGAUUUAGUGCCUCAAAUAUGAAAUCAAAUAUUCAAUGGCUAGUCAGCCUAUAUUCUAUAAAUACACUCCAAGAGGCACCGUUUGGUUUAUAUGAUGUAGGUCUCAGACUAAACAGAGGUAAAGUACUAUGUGCAGACCUGACUACCUUAUAGGUCUACUGUACUGUAUAUAGAGACACAACACAGUCAGGAGAUACAGAAUAGUGUAGUCAGGACAGGAAGUGUUUCAUAUAAUGCACUUCGACACUCAGUCAUGAUUGGAAGAGUGAUAAAUGACCUAGUUGCUUGGUAUUUGGUUAUCAGGGUUUAUUUGAAUGUGCAUUAGCAUGAGAUGAAUAACAUAUUGAAGUGUAUUGUGUACCUUGGUGAGACAGUAACUGUUGUACAACUUGGGAAUUCAGUGGCACUGUUUGUAUGUAAACAGCAGGUUGAAUUCAAAAUGGAUGCCAAAGCCUCAAACAGUAUUUGAGAUCUAGCCCUCCUGAAGUGGAACUGAGAUGUGCAUGUGGAUGAAUUUGACAUGUUUUAUACCACUACUGUAUUAUAGCGCUUCGCAAAAGAGGGGGUAAUGUAACAAACCCACCUCCUAGUGAGUCAACUCUAUUUGGAAUGGUUGGUUAGUGUCUGGGUCCUGGGACCAGAAGGUUGUGGGUUCAAUCCCCCCCCUGGCUGGGACAGACCCCCCCCCUCCCUCAAAUUCACUCCAGUGUUCUCAUUGGCAUUCCUUGCACUAUGUGAGUGAUCUCUCUCUGCCCUGAUUCUGAUUCUGUCUGUUUACUCCUUCUGCUGUGAUGGAGUGUGUAGCGCUCUGUAGUCUGUUGAUCUCCCUCCUCCCUUUUUUCACAACACGACACACAGGCGUUUUGUAAAGGAAAGGUGUUAUUUUCUUUAUUUCAUGUCUAAAAAAAAUAUACGAAGAAUAAACAAAAGAUUAUGAGAAAAAUA